Messenger RNA from Callorhinus ursinus (northern fur seal), 1432 nucleotides. Lineage: Eukaryota; Metazoa; Chordata; Mammalia; Carnivora; Otariidae. The record is from RefSeq and is a predicted model, not a curated record.
AUGCCCCGGCGUCCCCCCAAUCCCGGGACCCAACAGGUGGCGCCCAAGGGGCUCCCCCGCGACGGCGCUCGCGGAAGGAAAGAUCCGCUACUGCCCAGGCUGCCCCCGCCCCAGCUCCGCGGGUUCCCCGGCGGCUUGAGGGCCUCGGAGGGCGGCGGCGCGUGGUGGCCGGGCGGCUGCUCGCACCCAGAGCUGGGGCUGGGCGUCAGGAGCCCCUCGCCGCGCCUGCCCGCCCUGCCCACCCUGGCCCAGCGGGCGGCGCAGAACCCGACAAGGCUGAGGUCGCUCCUGCUGCCGCCCCUGCUCCUGGCCGGUGCGCCCCGGGAACUCGCACCCCGGCGCACGGGGCCUGGAGAGCGCGAGGAUUCCUGCCGGGGCGCGGCCACCCUGCGCGCCCUCCUAGGAAAGUUCCUCCCCGGCAAGUGCCGGGAGCUCCUGCAGCAGCUGCGGGCAGAGCACGCGGAACCCCGGCCUCCGACACCCUCAGCAUCACAACCAAAAAGGAGUGUGUCAGAGCACUGCCACCAUUCCCUCCGGUGUCCCCACGAUUCCUUCCUUCCAGACCUGCGGGGCCAGUCAUGGUAUUUCCAGAAUAGUCUUAAGAAGAUUUUGCUCCAUCAGAUACCUGCCCUGGGGACCCUGAGGAGAGAUCACUCACAGUUCACCCUCAGGAAGGCCAACCACAGGCCCCACGGUGCACAGGUCCCCAAGCUCAAGGCUGUGCUCACCCACAGCUCCUCGGGGGCAGGCUCAGGACAGUGCAGACGGUUUUGCCCCUUCCGAGUGCGAUUCGCCGAUGAGACCCUGCGGGACACGGCGCUCCGCUACUGGGAGCGGAGCUGUGUAGUCCGGCAGGGUACCAUUGAGAAUGGGAUAGCUCCGCAGUCAAUGACAUCAGAAGGGGUGUUCGGGAGUGUCGGGAGAUGGCUGGAGAGUUCGCCCAAAGCCCUGUGCCCCAGGGCCAAGGAGGAGGCCAUGGCCAACAUCUCGUUCGGCUGGGACUGCCCUGGCCUGCCCAUCCAGGAGCCACCGGGUCACCUCUCUGAGGAUGCCUCCGUGAAGAGCAGCCUGCCCUGCAUCCCCAGGGCCACCACACAGAGGCCACGAGGUGACCUCCAAACCUUGCUGGACACCGACAACAUCCUGGGGCAGGAGGGCAAAUCGCCCUGUGAAGCCUCCUUGCACAUGGCUAAGGGCUGGGCUCUCGCUCUGAGCUGGGAAUCCUUCCUGCCCAGCUUGGUGCUGCACACCGUCCUGAAGCGAGGAUGCCCUAAGGGCUACCAGCCCCUCCUGCCUUCCAUGACACCACAGGAGGCUCCCAGGUGAAUGUCUGCUGGAGCCCAAGCCCAUGGGCUUGGACGCGGGCCAGGGGGUGAAGAGAGGCCUUUCUCACCCCACAAAUAAACAUGCAUUCCAGAUGGCUGGGACCUGC